Drosophila innubila is the source of this 867-nucleotide messenger RNA. RefSeq names its product ryncolin-1-like. The record is from RefSeq and is a predicted model, not a curated record. The coding region runs from base 277 to 768 and encodes 163 amino acids. Lineage: Eukaryota; Metazoa; Arthropoda; Insecta; Diptera; Drosophilidae. The transcript has 3 exons.
UCUGAUGCAAUUCACGUUUCCGAAUUAAAUGAGACUAAUGCAUUUCUUUCGAUUAGCUCCCAGUUAACCGAGUUGAGAGCUCAGCUAGAUCGACAGGCCAAGAGAGACGAUCUGCAUAAUUUAAGAUCUUACAAACGUAAUUGUGCCGAAGCAACUGCCAAUUCUAAGCAUAGUGGAAUUUAUGAGAUACUGAUUCCCAACUAUAGUACUGAGCCCUUUAAAGUUGCCUGCGAUGCAAAAACUCAGGGAGGAGGUUGGACUGUAAUUUUGAGUCGUAUGGAUGGAAGUGUUGAUUUUUAUCGAAGUUGGAAUAUUUACAAAAAGGGAUUCGGAGACCUGGAUGGCGAGUUCUUCUUGGGAUUAGAUAAAAUACACGCCCUAACUGCAGAGUACAGCCAGGAGAUGCUCGUUGUUUUCGAGGACUUUGCGGGAAUUGAAACAUUUGAAAUAUAUGAGAAAUUUGCUAUCGGUGACAAAGAUGAACACUAUGCCUUACACACUCUGGGUACAGCCAAUGGAACUGCUGGCGAUGCCCUCAGAAGACAACAUGGUAUGCCAUUUUCCACUUAUGAUAGGGAUAAUGAUCGAUAUGACAAAAACUGUGCUGAACUCUACACUGGCGCCUGGUGGUACAAAGAUUGUCACGACUGCAACUUAGCAGGCAAAUAUAAGGACAACACCUUUGGUAAGGGCAUUAAUUGGCACACUUUUCGGGGUAAAGAGUACUCACUCAAAAGAGCCGUAAUGAUGGUACGGCCUAGAAAGUAAGGACUAUGCUUCUUCCACUACAGAACUAAUGAAUACAUUCAGGGGUGCCAAAAAUGUAUGGAGGUUUCUGUGGCACCCCUGAUUAUUUAUUUUUGAAAA